AUGAAGUUUAUGGACUUGCCGAGUGUCUCGGCACUGAAUGCGGACUUGAACCAAGUGCCGCUGCCCCCGGGUGGUCACACCGUCCUCACGUGCGUCUUGGAAACGUACUCCUGCAAGGCGACGAACUCGGAUAAGAAAGUAGCGCAUUCACUGGAAAACCGUUUGAGCGAACAAGCUCAAGUCGAGUGCGUCUCGCCUCAGGGUGUCGGUGCGCGUGCGCAAAGAACGAACCCUCAUCAACGCAAGGUGCUCAUCUACCUCAUUCUCGCGCUGAAUACAUCGUUUCCGGAAUAUGACUUUUCGGGAGUUGCCUCCAGAGCGCUCGAGUGCUUCAAGCCAUGUCCGCCCACAGCCGUACAACACGACAUUGAUUUGGCACUGCAAGAAGCGUACCGAUACAUUGAUGAGCAGCACGAGAGCCUCCGCCGAGGCCUUCCCCGGAACACGACCUCGUUGUCGGCGAAAGACCAUUGGCCAUCUGGCAUUGGACGCAUCCCUCGCAGGCGACAGCACGCUUCGGGGAGGUGUGGUCCUCAAAUUCAGUCUGGAACCAGUGCCCGAACGCUAGCGAUCGCAUCCGCUCCGUAUAGGAGGAAACGAGUGCUUGACCACGAGCGCGUUGUUGCGUCGGCGCCGUGCUCGCAGCGGGGUCUCGCUGGCAAGUCGCUGGCAUCGAGCGCGCUCGGACAAUCGUCCUGUGAGUCACUGACGUCGCUGCUUGGGACUCGAGAACGUCUUUGGACGACCGUCCAACAAGUCAUUGCCUUCCCAAAUUGCGAAAUAUAUACAUAUGUCGAGGCAGACGAUACUGACGGACCGUUUCAUGAACCGGGAAUCAUCUGGUCAUUCAAUUACUUUUUCUACAAUCAUGCACUGAGGAGGGUUCUGUUCAUGAAAGCAACGGCAGUACAGAUGCUUCAUCCGGAGCGUGUACCCACGCUUGAAUGGCUCGAAGGUGAGUCGUUCAUUCAAAGCGACUCAGCAACAGAAGAUGAACGAAUCGCAGAAGGGACAGUGUCACCGAUGGGAGAAACGCGCGAAUGCGAAGCGGCAUCCGGGGCAGUCGGUAUACUCCGAAAACACCGGAGCGAUGCGCAGCUCAUCUUCGACUUGAAUCCAUGA
This is a messenger RNA of Cyanidioschyzon merolae strain 10D, 1122 nucleotides long. RefSeq lists its product as hypothetical. Gene Ontology annotation, molecular function: RNA polymerase III core binding. Lineage: Eukaryota; Rhodophyta; Bangiophyceae; Cyanidiales; Cyanidiaceae. The record is from RefSeq and is a predicted model, not a curated record. Gene Ontology annotation, cellular component: nucleus. Bases 1 to 1122 code for a protein of 373 amino acids. The transcript has a single exon. Gene Ontology annotation, biological process: negative regulation of transcription by RNA polymerase III.